Sugiyamaella lignohabitans is the source of this 750-nucleotide messenger RNA. It is a transcript of the gene GPM1, whose product is annotated as phosphoglycerate mutase GPM1. The coding region runs from base 1 to 750 and encodes 249 amino acids. Gene Ontology annotation, biological process: glycolytic process. Gene Ontology annotation, molecular function: intramolecular phosphotransferase activity. Lineage: Eukaryota; Fungi; Ascomycota; Dipodascomycetes; Dipodascales; Trichomonascaceae. The transcript has a single exon. The record is from RefSeq and is a predicted model, not a curated record.
AUGUCCACUCAUAAGCUCAUCCUCGUCCGUCACGGUCAAUCUGACUGGAAUGAAAAGAACCUUUUCACCGGUUGGGUCGAUGUCAAGCUCUCUGAAGUCGGUAUCAAGGAGGCCACUCGUGCUGGUGAGCUCUUGAAGGAGUCCGGCCUUAAGCCCGAUAUUCUCUACACUUCUAAGCUUUCUCGUGCUAUUCAAACUGCCAAUAUUGCUCUUGACAAUGCUGACCGUCUUUUCAUUGAUGUCAAGCGUAACUGGCGUCUUAACGAGCGUCACUACGGUGCUUUGCAAGGAAAGGACAAGGCUCAAACCUUGGCCCAAUACGGCAAAGAGCAAUUCAUGACUUGGCGUCGUUCUUUCGAUGUUCCUCCUCCACCAAUUGCUGACGACUCUGAGUUUUCUCAAGCUCACGAUGAAAGAUACAAGGAUGUUCCUAAGGAGGACCUUCCCAAGACUGAGUCUCUCGAGUUGGUCAUCAAGCGUCUGUUGCCUUACUGGCAAUCUGAUAUCUCCAAGGAUUUGCUUGCCGGUAAGACCGUUAUUGUCGUUGCCCACGGUAACUCCUUGAGAGCUUUGGUCAAGCACCUCGACAACAUCUCUGAUGAAGAUAUUGCUGGUCUUAACAUCCCUACUGGUAUUCCUCUUGUCUAUGAACUUGAUGACAACCUCAAGCCUGUCAAGAAGGCUGAGUACCUCGACCCUGAGGCUGCUGAGGCCGGAGCUGCCGCCGUUGCUGCCCAAGGUUCUAAAUAA